AUGGCUGACAUCACUGCCGUCGCCGACGAGAACCCGUCGCCCACCCAGGACGACCUGGUGCCCGGUGGCAAUGGAGCUGUAGAAAAUCGAGGCACCAAGCGUCCUCGCCUGAGCACCGCCGAGGAUGACGAUGACGACGAGGACAAGCCCGGACGCGAGCGUCGCAAGAUCGAGAUCAAGUUCAUUCAGGAUAAAUCUCGUCGCCACAUCACCUUUUCGAAGCGAAAGGCUGGAAUCAUGAAGAAGGUGAUGCUUCUACUAGUCGUCUCCGAGACAGGUCUCGUAUAUACUUUCACCACUCCCAAACUCCAGCCUCUUGUCACAAAGGCUGAGGGCAAAAACUUGAUCCAAUCUUGUUUGAAUGCCCCCGAACCAACCAGCGCCGAAAAUGGCGUCGAGGCCCCCGAGGUUCCUGCUGAGUCCACCGAUGAUGUUGCUCAUGCUAGUGUCAGUGCCCAACAAGCACAGAUGCCACGAGCCGGCCCAAUGCAUGCAGGCUACAUGACGGCCGACCAGCAGCAACAAAUGGCCUACUACCAAAAUCUCCAACAACAACAGCAACAAGCACAGGCUGGAGGUCAGUAUCCGGGGAUGCCAGUUGGCGGCCGUAUACCUCAGCAGCACCAAUCCACGGCUUGA
Uncinocarpus reesii 1704 is the source of this 639-nucleotide messenger RNA. RefSeq names its product MCMA protein. The record is from RefSeq and is a predicted model, not a curated record. Bases 1 to 639 code for a protein of 212 amino acids. Gene Ontology annotation, biological process: positive regulation of transcription by RNA polymerase II. Lineage: Eukaryota; Fungi; Ascomycota; Eurotiomycetes; Onygenales; Onygenaceae. The transcript has 3 exons. Gene Ontology annotation, molecular function: RNA polymerase II cis-regulatory region sequence-specific DNA binding; protein dimerization activity; DNA-binding transcription factor activity, RNA polymerase II-specific.